Messenger RNA from Quercus lobata, 1029 nucleotides. Its product is annotated as disease resistance protein RPP13-like. The record is from RefSeq and is a predicted model, not a curated record. Gene Ontology annotation, molecular function: ADP binding. Gene Ontology annotation, biological process: defense response to other organism. The transcript is spliced from 2 exons. The coding region runs from base 1 to 1029 and encodes 342 amino acids. Lineage: Eukaryota; Viridiplantae; Streptophyta; Magnoliopsida; Fagales; Fagaceae.
AUGCAAGGCGGCCCCCUUUAUCCAACUAGUGAAGUUUCAGCACUUGUUGGACGUGAAGAUGCCGAAAAGGAGCUAGUAUCUCGACUUUUGGAUGGCACUGAGGAAAACCUCAGUGUGGUUUCACUGGUGAGUGAAGAAGCAGUUGGCAAGACAGCUCUAGCAAGACAUGUUUAUAAGAGACUAGACAUUCGGCAGCACUUCCAAUGCUGUCUUUGGGUCCAUGUCCGUGAAGAGUUUGCAUAUAAGGAUCUCUUGCUCAUCAUACUCAAACAGAUUCCGAUAUGCUUAUUGAAGGACAUAGAGCUUAUGAGCGAGAAGGAGCUACGUCAAUUGGUUUUCCAGACUUUAAUGAAAUUCAAGUACCUAAUGGUGUUGGAUGACGUGCACACAAAGGAUAUGUGGUUCAACCUUUUACGUCCCUUUGCAGACGCCACAAAUGGAAGCAGGAAUGUAGGCAGUCACAGAUUACCGGAAAAUAGUUCAGACUUAAACAACUUCAGGGAAGGAAUUUUGGGAAUAUGUCAGGGUUUGCCACCGGCAAUCCUCCUACUGGGAGGACUAUUGUCAACCAUAGAAUUAAGUGACUGGUCAAGAGUAAUUGAUCGUUCACAAUUUGGUGAAGAUAAAUCAGCUCUCUUAAAUAUUGUAGCUUUGAUGAGCUAUAAUGAACUUCCAUCUACGUUAAAGCCAUGUUUCCUUUAUUUGCCUCUCUUUCCCAUGGCAUAUGAGAUCCCCAAACGAAGGUUGUUGCAGUUGUGGCUUGCGGAGGGAUUUGUUCAAUUGUCACCUGAUGAGGCUAGCGUCCCCAUUGAAGAUAAGGCCAAGAUAUAUUUGGAGGAACUAGUGUCUAGAUAUGGCUUCUUCUUGCCAAAAGCUGAGGUGGAGGGAUUUCUACAUGUCCACCAUUGCAGGUCAGAAUGUACAUCUGCAGAUUUAGAAAUAUUUAAGGUUCAGAGGCUCGCAGAUCAAUUCGGUGUCUUGAAAUCUCAUAUCGGAAACCUAUUGUGCGUAUAUUUCUUUCAAAGCUGA